Debaryomyces tyrocola is the source of this 339-nucleotide messenger RNA. The record is from the annotation of a GenBank genome assembly. Lineage: Eukaryota; Fungi; Ascomycota; Pichiomycetes; Serinales; Debaryomycetaceae.
AUGGCGGCUGGAGGCGUCCCAGUCGUCUUUUCUUUCGAAAGGAGGUCUUCGUUGGUAUCGCGUUCCCUCUCACCACCACCGACGUUCUCCCAAGCCUUUAAGUCCACUUAUCGCUGCCAUAUGACCCCAAACGAUCGAUCUGCCACCCACAAGGCCUCUGGACAACUCUCCAUCCUUCUGCGGCCCUUAAACUGCGAUUUUCGUCACUCUGUUCUUGAUCGCUUCCCGCUUGUUGUCCUGAUCCCAUGGGUGUGUCCUGCGAUUCAAAAUAAUCAAUUAAUCAAUCAUAUUGACCGAAUUGUUCAACGUACCUAUUAUUAUGUAUAUGCUAUACUUUGA